Molecule: messenger RNA, 2848 nt
Organism: Diabrotica virgifera virgifera (western corn rootworm)
Lineage: Eukaryota; Metazoa; Arthropoda; Insecta; Coleoptera; Chrysomelidae
Product: transmembrane protein 127-like
Exons: 5
Coding region: 235-939 (234 amino acids)
Biological process (GO): negative regulation of TOR signaling; negative regulation of cell population proliferation
Cellular component (GO): membrane
Source: RefSeq, a predicted model, not a curated record
UAGAAAUCAGCUGUGUGUGUUCUUAAAUGCGUCAAAAUUUACCAUUUUUUUGUUAUUAUUAUAAAAAUAGUGUAAAAACAUUGGAGAUACUGUAAUAACAGUAGCAGUAGACUCUAUUGUAGUGACAAAUUCUUGGUAGUAUAAUCAAUAUCUACCAAGUAGAAUACUUCAGUUGUAUUGUUAAAAUGAGUAGAACCUAAUCUUUUAGAAAGUUCCUCCCAUCAAAAUUUUAGAAUGUCUCAAAGGCUUAUAAACUGCAUUACCCAAUGGGUCCACCCGAAAGAGGAUGAGAGCAAUGUCAUUUCUGCAACUUUCCACAUGUUAACCAUUACUUUAAUUAGUAUGUCUUUGGUAGACUUGACAUGGUUUUCAAUAACUGGAGCUGUUUGCGUUCCAUACCUUACAUUGGGACAAUUCUUUUGGUUUGGAUUUUCUGCUGACGAGGACAUCGAUUACUCUGAUUAUGAUUGCAUCACUUCAAAAAUCGUUAAUCUGAUGAGAAUCACUAUCCUACUCUGCUUCAUGACAAUAAUAUUUGCUUUGAUGGGGUUCUUUUUGGAGAUUAUUGGUCCCAAGCAUUAUGUAUACAAGACACUCAGGAAGUAUGCUAUUAUGGGGACGUUUACUGUUAUUUGGAUAAUGGUAAUAAUUGGUGUAUCAUAUUACACAUUAGUUCUUCUAGAGAUGUCAUUGGCCAAGGUCUAUCCCAAACAACAAUCCUCAGUUAGUUAUGGUAUUGGCUUUUAUCUCAUAGCUGCAUCAGGUGCUGUUACAUGCUGCGGAAUAGUCUACACCGUAGUUCUUCCAUUCCAUACUUCCCGGUACCUGAGAGACGACGACAGAUGUCUUCUGGACGCCUUCGACGACGGUCUGGACACAUUUCAUCAUCCAGUGCCCCCGCCGCCUUAUUGCAUACCACCCCCUCCUUACACUCCUUGAUUGAUCAUCCAUAAAUACCAUUGCAGAGGUUAAGUUUCGUGUAGAAGGUGUCAGUAUUUUUAUUGGCAGAUUUCUCUUUAGACGUCAGCAAUGAACAAUAAAACAUUAAAAAGGUAUUUCAUAAGUUCAGUGAAAUAUAAUAUCACACUGAACUUUUUUGUUUCGAAGGUACUAUAAUUAGGAAUAUUUUUGUAUAAUCAACAUUCUAUUUACUAAUAGACGGAGAGACAGCGCCGAAAAAUCUCUCUGAAUUUACUAAAGCUAAUUUUUUCACAGUUGAUUACCGUGAUUGUGUAGAGAAACAUACUGCGGUCGGUCAAGCGAACAGGUGGUACUGACAGCUUGUCAAAGUUGCUUACCUGCGGAGGUAAUUAAAUCCAUUAACUAAGGCUGAAAAUCAGUACACAUAUUCUAAAUUGAAUAUAAAUCAAAGUUAUUAUAGUCGGUCAGCUGUAUGACGGGACAGAGCCGGUCGGUCGGCCCCAAUGAAUGUACUCUAAACUGCUUUAUUUACAGAAUUAGAAAAAAUGUAAAAUACAAAAGAUGUUCGAUUUUUUAGUUAUGAUUUUUUUACAUAUAGGUGACUAGUGACGUCAUCCAUCUGGGCGUGAUGACGUAAUCGAUUAUUUUUUAAAUGAGAAUAGGGAUCGUGUGCUAGCUCAUUUGAAAGGUUAUUCAAUUAUCUAUGCAGUAAUAUAAACAUUAAGAUCAUUAUUUAUACAGGGUGUCCAAAAAAAAAUUUGAAUUAUUAAUUAAACAAUUAAUUUAAUUAAAAAAAAAUUGGACACCCUGUAUAAACAAUCAUGUUAAAGUUCAUAUUACUGAAUAGGGAAUAGAAUAACCUUUCAAAUGAGCUAGCACACGACCCCUAUUCUCAUUUAAAAAAUAGUCGACUACGUCAUCACGCCCAGAUAGAUGACGUCACUAGUACGAUAUAUAUGUAAAAAAAUCAUAAUUUAAAAAUUGAAUAAGUUUUGUAUUUUACAUUUUUUUCUAAUUCUGUAAAUAAAGCAGUUUAGAGGGGGUCAAAAUAUAGUGAAUAACCCUGUACAUCCAUUGGGGCCGACUGACCGGCUCUGUCCCGUCAUACAGCUGACCGACUAUAAUAUCCUUUAUUUAUAUUCAAUUUAGAAUGUGUGUACUGAUUUUCAGCCUUAGUAAAAUGAUUUAAUUACCUCCGCAGGUAAGCAACUUUGACAAGCUGUCAGUACCACCUGUUCUACGUUUCGCUUGACCUACCGCAGUAUGUUUCUCUACACAAUCACAGUAAUCAACUGUGAAAUAACUAGCUUUAGUAAAUUCAGAGAAAUUUUUCAGCGCUGCCUCUUGGACUAAAAGAGAGGACUUCAAGUAAUAUUUUUUUCAUCUGGAAGUUGUCCGUAAUUUAAUGCUAAUAUAAACAAAAAUAAUACAUUAAGAAACUCAAGAUAUAAAAACAUCUGCCAAAUAUCCAUUCUUUUCGCUGUUCCUCAUGAUGAGACCGAGAUCGAGGAGUUCGAUUUUGGCUGUUUUUAUUGUGGUUGACAGCUCUUUUUCUUUUUGUAAUCUUAAUAAAACGUCCUGACGUUAUCGGUGUAAUAUAAAUUCAGGAUUUGACGAUAAAGCCACAUUUCUAAAGCCUCAAUUUUCAUGGGGAUUGAUAAAUCAUGACAUUUGAAUAUUUUAGCCAUUUUUUGAAAUGCAGAUCUUGCUUUCUCUACCCUACAGUUACUUUCUAGGGAAUGGUCCCAAUUUUCAUUGACGUUCUCACCAAGGUGCCAAGGUAUGUGUAUGCUUUUCCUCUUUGUAUUAUUAGUUGAUCAUUCACACUGAUUCGUCCAAAUUGCUGUUCCUGGUUAGAGUCAUCAUACAUUUUGUUUUCUUAUGUGAUGUAAGUUAUAUAAGUUACAAAUAAAUGAUUAUCAAACUA